CAAGCAGGCCACGGCCUGGCCUGGGGAGGGAGCAUGAAGCCAUCGGAGUCCCUGAGGCGUGGGGGCGAACAAAGCUGGUGGGGUAGUGCCCCCCAGUACCAGUACAUGGCCUUCGAGCACUGCACCAGCUACGGACUGCCCUCCGAGAACGGGGGCCUCCAGCACAGGCUCCGGAGGGAUGCAGGCCCCCAUCCCAACACCCACCAGACACAGAUGUAUGGCCAUCACAAAGAGCAAUUCUCAGACAAGGAGCAGGACAUGGGGUUGCUCAAGAAGACGGGCUCCAGUGCUACCAUGGACAGCAAGGACGAGGACCACUAUUCCAAGUGUCAAGAUUGUAUCUGCCGCCUGGGACGCGUGGUAAGAAGAAAAUUAGGGGAAGACUGGAUCUUUCUGGUGCUUCUGGGACUUCUCAUGGCUCUGGUUAGCUGGAGCAUGGAUUAUGUCAGUGCCAAAACCCUUCAGGCCUACAAGUGGACCUACUACCAGGUGCAGCCCAACCUGCCUCUGCAGUACCUCGUCUGGGUCGCCUUCCCACUUACUCUCAUCCUCUUCAGCGCCCUCUUCUGCCAGCUCAUCUCUCCCCAGGCCGUUGGCUCUGGGAUCCCUGAAAUGAAGACAAUACUCCGUGGGGUUAUCCUGAAGGAGUAUCUCACCCUCAAGGCCUUCGUCGCCAAGGUCGUGGCCCUGACUGCUGGGCUGGGCAGUGGCAUCCCUGUGGGGAAGGAGGGCCCUUUUGUCCACAUUGCCAGCAUCUGUGCUGCCGUGCUCAGCAAGUUUAUGUCUGUGUUCAGUGGGGUCUAUGAGCAGCCAUACUAUUACACGGACAUGCUGACGGUGGGUUGUGCUGUUGGAGUCGGCUGUUGCUUCGGGACGCCACUUGGAGGAGUGCUCUUCAGCAUCGAGGUCACCUCUACCUACUUUGCAGUGCACAACUACUGGCGAGGGUUCUUUGCGGCCACCUUCAGUGCCUUUGUUUUCCGCGUGCUGGCUGUGUGGAACAAGGACGCUGACACCAUCACUGCUCUCUUCAGAACCAGUUUCCGAAUGGAUUUCCCCUUUGACCUGAAGGAACUCCCAGCCUUUGCCGUCAUUGGGAUUUGCUGUGGGUUCCUGGGAGCUGUAUUUGUAUAUCUGCAUCGCCAAGUCAUGCUCGGCGUCCGAAAAAACAAGGCCCUCAGCCAGUUUCUUGCUAAGCACCGCCUGCUGUAUCCUGGAAUUGUCACCUUUGUCAUCGCCUCGUUUACCUUUCCACCAGGAAUGGGUCAAUUCAUGGCUGGAGAGCUGAUGCCUCGGGAAGCCAUCAGCACCCUCUUUGACAACAAUACGUGGGUAAAACACAUAGGUGACCCCGCAAGCCUGGGCCCGUCCGCUGUGUGGAUCCACCCCCAGGUCAACGUGGUCAUCAUCGUCUUCCUCUUCUUUAUCAUGAAGUUCUGGAUGUCCAUCGUGGCCACUACUAUGCCCAUACCCUGUGGAGGCUUCAUGCCUGUGUUUGUGCUAGGAGCUGCAUUUGGAAGGCUGGUAGGAGAGAUCAUGGCCAUAAUAUUUCCUGAGGGCAUCUUAUUUGAUGACAUCAUCUACAAGAUUCUACCUGGGGGCUAUGCAGUCAUUGGAGCAGCAGCGCUGACUGGCGCCGUGUCCCACACAGUCUCCACAGCUGUGAUUUGCUUCGAAUUAACGGGUCAGAUCGCUCACAUCCUACCCAUGAUGGUGGCUGUUAUCUUGGCCAACAUGGUGGCUCAGAGCCUGCAGCCCUCCCUCUAUGACAGCAUCAUCCAGGUCAAGAAGCUACCCUACUUGCCUGACCUUGGUUGGAACCAGCUCAGCAAAUUUACAAUCUUUGUUGAAGACAUCAUGGUCCGUGAUGUGAAGUUUGUUUCAGCGUCUUGCACGUAUGGGGAGUUGCAAGCCCUGCUCCAGACAACCACACUCAAGACUUUACCACUGGUUGAUUCAAAAGAUUCAAUGAUCCUGCUGGGCUCCGUGGAGCGGUCCGAGCUGCAGGCCCUCCUGCAGCGCCAUCUGUGUCCUGAGCGGAGGCUGAGGGAAGCCCAGGACCUGGCUAGGAAGCUGUCUGAGCUGCCUUACGACGGGAAGACGCGGCAGUCUGGGGAGGGGUGCCGCGGCUUCUCCGGGGGCCGGCCGGAGUCCUUCGCCUUUGUGGAUGAGGAUGAAGAGGAGGACCUCUCUGGGAAGCCCGAGAUGCCUCCUCUCCAUCCUCCUCACCCCCUUCCUACUGUUCCACUGCACCCCGAAGAGCCCAAUGGGCCCCUGCCCAGCCACAAACAGCAGCCAGAAGCCCCAGAGCCUGAAGUCUCAGGUCAAAGACCCUCCAUCUUUCGGUCUCUGCUACGCUGCUUGCUGGGCAAAACUCGCCCCACAAAGAAGAAAACGAGUCAGGAUUCAACGGCUUUAGUAGAUAACAUGUCACCUGAAGAGAUAGAGGCCUGGGAGCAGGAGCAGCUGAGCCAGCCUGUCUGUUUUGACUGCUGCUGUAUUGACCAGUCGCCUUUCCAGCUGGUGGAGCAGGCGUCCCUGCACCAGACUCACACGCUGUUCUCACUCCUGGGUCUCCACCUUGCCUACGUGACCAAUAUGGGGAAGCUCCGGGGGGUGCUGGCAUUGGAGGAGCUGCAGAAGGCCAUCGAGGGGCACACCAAGUCAGGGGUGCAGCUCCGCCCUCCCCUUGCCAGCUUCCGGAACACAACUUCAACUCGAAAGACUCCUGGGGGCCCGCUCCCUCCCACAGAGGCCUGGAGCCUGCCUGAGGAUGAAACUGGGGCCGCUGGGCCAGAGGGAGUGACCCCUGCCAUGCCAGAGACCCGCACGCCCUCCCCUUGCCCACAUACCCCUCUCCCCCUGGCUCCAGCCAAGGCGGAAGGUGAGCUGGAGGAGCUGGAGCUGGUGGAGAGUCCAGGGCUGGAAGAGGAGUUGGCUGACAUCCUGCAGGGCCCCAGUCUGCGAUCCACAGAUGAGGAGGAGGAAGAUGAAUUGAUCCUUUGACCACCUCCUGAGAGAUGGCAGUUGAGAGAGGCCCAGGCCAGAGAGUGCAAUUGUGUGGGAGAGGGUAUGUCCUAAAGUUGGAGAGAUCAUGCCAAUACCCUGGCCCCUCCCGGGAAUCUUAAAAUGUGACGGUGAUAGUCUUAGAGGAGGCGUGGGAAUCUGGGCAGAGAGUAGCUGUGGUGGAUUAAUUAGGCCAUUCCUCCCCCUUCCCAGACAUCCCAGUGAAGGGUCCCUGAUACUCCAUGGGGCUCCCGAGUUUUCCUGAUGUGUGGUUGGGGAACUCCCUGCCUCUCUGCGCCUCCCCUCACUCCCCCACACGCCCUAGUGUUCUGUCCCAGCAGCUUCCUGGUCUUGUCCAUUUGUCCUACCGUCUCCGCAGGGGGUGGGUAAAGGGAGACCCAGGACCACUUAGGCCCCGCAAGUGCCAUAUUGGAGGAAACGGGACCACCUCAUGGCCUCAUAGAUGACGGCCCCAGAACACACUUGCAAACCUCUUCUCUGAGUCCCCCACCACCCUGGUGGGCUCCCCUCUUGCCCACAUCCACUCUCCUAAAUUUGCCUCUAGACUCUAUCUGGCUCCCAUUAUCUGUCCCCAAGCCAGGGCCCUUACUAGGGCAAUGGAAGGCCAAUCCCAGUUCCCCUCCUUUGUCCCCCAUUUAACCAGUAAAAUGUGCAUAAAGAGACUGUGGGGGGAGCCGCUAGAAGAGCUUCCACACUUGGCAAGUCAGAACCUUAUCCUCCCCAAAUCAGCAACAGGGAGCCUGCCAUUAGCCUGCCUUUUCUGUAAGUGGCCCCAGGGGCUCCCAGCCUCCCGAAACCCUUG
Messenger RNA from Rhinolophus ferrumequinum (greater horseshoe bat), 3829 nucleotides. It is a transcript of the gene CLCN1, whose product is annotated as chloride voltage-gated channel 1. Bases 34 to 3006 code for a protein of 990 amino acids. Gene Ontology annotation, biological process: chloride transport; transmembrane transport. NCBI's taxonomy places the organism in Eukaryota, Metazoa, Chordata, Mammalia, Chiroptera, Rhinolophidae. Gene Ontology annotation, molecular function: voltage-gated chloride channel activity. The transcript is spliced from 23 exons. Gene Ontology annotation, cellular component: membrane. The record is from RefSeq and is a predicted model, not a curated record.